AUGAAGGAUGAAAAACUGAAAUACGGUGAGAAGGAACCAGCUGGGGAGGAAGAGAGAGCAAAGAAAAGAAAACAAAAAAAGUCCAAAAGGAAGCGCCAUAGCAGCCCUUCGAAUAAUGAGGAUUUGGUCGUUGGUGAAACGGAUGUAAGCCCGCGAAAGAAGAAAAAGGCAAAGAAGAGCAGAGAUGUCGCCGAUAAAGACCAGGAGUCGAAUGUAGAAGAGUCACUGGAGGGUUCGUUGGUUGAUGGAGAAAUUGUACUAAUCGAUCGAAAGUCUGGCAAAGUCUACUCAGGUCUUGAGCGAGGAGAAAAUGGAGGACGCAAGGAGAUUGGCAAAGCAUCAGAAUCUGGAUCUAUUGACUUGUACAAAUCUGAAAAAGGGACUGUCAAAAAUACGGAAGAAAAUGCUGAAAUUGAAAAACCGGAAUUUCCUUUUGAAACUGACGCCGAUGAUCAUUGUGAAAGCCCACUGCAGGCAUACAAAGACAUCGUCCCAUUUUUGAAAGAUUUCAAUGAGAGAAAAGCUUCGACUGGUGAAUUGUGUAUCUAUGAUCCCUAUUUCUGCAAUGGAGCAGUCAUAGAGAACUUCAAUUCAUUAGGCUUUAGCAAGGUAUACAACCGAAAAGAAGAUUGCUACAAGGUUUGGGGCACAUCUUCCUAUCCCUCCCAUGACUUGCUGGUGACUAAUCCGCCUUACAGUGGAGACCAUAUUGAGAAACUGAUUGAUCACGUUACAUCAAAGUCGUUUGGAAAUCGCCCUUUUCUUUUGCUGAUGCCUCAAUGGGUGCACAAGAAGGAUUACUACAUAUCCAAGACAAAAGGAAUUCGCCCAUUUUUUGUGGUACCACGCAAGCGCUACAUUUAUCUUCCCCCCCCUUCCUUUCGCAAAAGCAAAAAGAGUGAUGUUCACAAAAAGUCCUCUCCGUUUGUGAGCAUGUGGUUUGUUUGGGGCGGAACUACCCAACAGAACGAGCGUUGGCUCUCCGCAAUAUCGAAACGAAUAACAGAUUGUGAUAUUGCCAGGAGCAAAAGUGCGCUUCGGGACUUGAGGCGGAAAGGAAAUAUGAAGAAAUAG
Molecule: messenger RNA, 1074 nt
Organism: Cylindrotheca closterium
Lineage: Eukaryota; Bacillariophyta; Bacillariophyceae; Bacillariales; Bacillariaceae
Source: the annotation of a GenBank genome assembly